This is a messenger RNA of Micropterus dolomieu (smallmouth bass), 1986 nucleotides long. RefSeq lists its product as uncharacterized. The transcript has 4 exons. The record is from RefSeq and is a predicted model, not a curated record. Lineage: Eukaryota; Metazoa; Chordata; Actinopteri; Centrarchiformes; Centrarchidae. Bases 116 to 571 code for a protein of 151 amino acids.
CUUCACAUCCGUUUCUGAGAUCCGCAUCUGAAAAGUCAAGCUGGCAGCAGACGAGUCACAAAGCUUGCAGGAGGAGGGGGAGGCCAACGGAGGACCGGGCGGCCCGGCAGACGGCAUGACAGUGCGUGUUGAGCUGGAGUGGGAGAUCCCCAUGUCAGUGACGCUGCCCAUCCAGACGCAGCCCGACCCGGCGCACCAACCGUUCCCCUUCCUGGACACGACGCUUGCCGACCUGGGCAUCCAAGAGUCAGAGGUGAAGGAGAGGGUGGUGUGGGUCGACACCAAGAAGACCCAGGUUAAGAACAAAGCGGGGAAGCUGAAGGAGAAAGAGAUCAACAUUCUGGAGGUGAGAGUGAAAGCUCAGAAGCCUGGAGACAAACAGCUCCAGGAAGUCCUGUACAGCACGGAGGCCCACACUGACCGCUCCUUCUGUCGCACAGGGAUGAAUAUCCUGCCCUGGAAACACAGACAGGCAGGUGAGAACGGACUGACACCGGUGCAGAUGACGAUGGAGUUGGAAAAACAGCAGCAGCCUGGCUUAACCGAGGCACGGGGACAACGGGAGAUCUGAGGAGCAGUCAGACGCUCCCCAUCACUCGUCCACGGCAAAGCACAUCUUUAGCUCCGUUUCACUCUCGCAUCUAUAUAGAGGAUUCAACACGUCCUCACUUUCUCUUUCCACAGUGAGGCGUGGUUGAAUGGCUUGACAUUAACUGAAGGGCGAAACAUGCCAGCAUUGUAGUAUCAUGUUACAGAAAAGCACAGAAAGAAGCGGAGCGGUUCAGGUCAAAGUUCUUCUGCAUACAAGCGCAGGCUGCUGUGAGCACUAACAGUGUACGGACGCUAUAAUAAGUGCCGUUUUAUUCCGUAUGGCCUAUUAGCUCAGUAUUUAGUCCGUUAGCUCUGGAGGUUGUUACUGCUGUCCACACAAUGGACAGUUGCAGUGUGGGCCCAUUAGAGAAACCCCCUUUGUUAGCAGCAGAUAAAUCUCUGAGUAAGGCAGUGCCAGAAGAGAGCGCAUGGGGAUCAGAAAUUCACAGUCCACUGACUUACACUGGGAGAUGGGAAUGAAAAGUUUAUCAGGAGAUGCAAUUCAUUGCUUCACACUCAAGAUAGCAAAGCCAGAAGUCAAACAGUGGCAAAAAGGGGACAGCAGCAAUCAACAGUAGCACUUUACAGGAAUAACAGGGAAACAAAAUACAAUGGUAAUAACACAGGAUGGUGAACUGUAACUCUUAAAAUAAUAAAACUUAGACAACAUAGCAUGCAUAUAAGCAAAUAAAUUAAAAGUUAAUACUCAUAAGUAUAACUGCUGAAUGUGAUAUAACUAUAUUAGAAUGGCUGAAGUGCUGUUUUUAGAUGGGGAAAUAUCUCCAAUAACUGUUCCAUUUUCCGCCUACAGUAUAAAGAUUCAUUGUUUUUGCUGGCUUUCUCACACCGAGUGGAAGGAUGUGUGCAGGCUAUGAGGCGGAGAUGGCCGAACUAAGUUUGGCCUGCUGUUCUCCGGGAAGCGAGGUCACAGCUGCUUGGAAGUCGGCAGAGUGGUGCUGGGCGAAUGCUUUCAUCAGCAUGACCAAAGUGCCCUGGGUGUCUGUGGGAGGGAGCGGUGAGACGAGAGUUUAGGGAUGACAGAAAAACAAAGAUUGAUUACUAAAACAGCAACAGAAUGCUGAUGAGAGUGCAGGGAGUGACUGAGCAUGCUCAGGGAGGGGAGAAGAGUGUGUGAGAGUGUUUUGACUUUGUUUUUCCAACAACUUUAGAAGCACAAAUCUUCACCUUUAUCAAUGUUUUUGCUGCCAAGGACACGACUGGAAGCAGCAACUAUGGGCUUCAUUACCUUCACAACCUGAAAGGAAAAAAAUAGAAGAAUAUGGUAAUAAUGUUGAAUAUUGUGUCCUCAAAUGUUUAGGUUUGUGCAUCUUGUUGUCAUGUAUGUCUUCAUUAAAUAGUUUGUGUGAUAGUUGAAAUAUGCUGUAUGCAUGCAUA